Coturnix japonica (Japanese quail) is the source of this 4465-nucleotide messenger RNA. NCBI's taxonomy places the organism in Eukaryota, Metazoa, Chordata, Aves, Galliformes, Phasianidae. The record is from RefSeq and is a predicted model, not a curated record.
GGGACGGCGGCCGGGGGCGGACAAUGGGGGCGCGGGGAGGUGGCAGCAGGAAAAUGGCAGCGGCCGGAGGCACCGCGAUGCGCUCGGCGGCUGUGGGAGCCGCGCGGCUGCCGCUGUCGGCCUGUCUGCUGGCCGCCGCCGCUUCGUUGGCUGCCGUCAAAGUAUCGGCAGUAGAAGUCACCACACCAGAGGAGAUGCUUGUGGAGAAUGAAACGGACGUAAAGCUUCCAUGCACAUUUACAUCUUCAGUGGUCAUCAGCAGUGCAGCAUCUGUUUCUUGGAGUUUUCAACCAGAGGGAGCAGCAACUCGUAUCUCAUUUUUCUAUUACUAUAAUGGAAAGCCGUACACUGGAAAGGACAUACCAUUUAAAGACAGGGUCACUUGGGCUGGAGAUCUUAACAAGAAAGAUGCUUCUAUCAGUAUAUCAAACAUGCAGUUCCAGGACAAUGGCACUUAUAUUUGUGAUGUCAAGAACCCACCUGAUAUUGUUGUCAAACCAGGAGAAAUCCGGCUUAGAGUUGUGGAGAAAGACAGCCUGCCUGCGUUCCCCAUUGCCAUGGUGGCAGGGAUAGUCAUCGGUACGGUUGCAGGUCUCACACUGCUCAUCUCUAUUGUCGUGUGUCUUGUUAUGAGAAAGAACAACUCUAAAAAACGUUACUCUGGCUGCGGUACAUCUGAGAGCUUGAUGUCACCAGUUAAGCAAGCUCCGCAGAAGUCGCCCUCCGACACAGAGGGUCUGGUAAACAGCGUACCCGCCAGAUCACACCAGGGCCCAGUCAUUUACGCGCAGUUAGAUCACUCCGGAGGACAGCACAGUGACAAGAUUAACAAGUCAGAGUCUGUGGUCUAUGCUGAUAUUCGGAAGAACUGAGAUACGAUCCUAACCUGUCUAUAGCAAAACACUCAUUCAGACUGGAAUUACUUAAACAAAAUUUGACCCAGAGAACUCACAUGUGGCCUUUGAUGCCUAGGCUAGGACCAAUGCAUGUGCAUACAGAGGGAAAGAUAUAUAUGUAUUGUGUGUAAAUAGUCUAUUUAAUCGUAGAGAAGUGAGACCAAUGUUGCAUGUUGAAAUGCGCUAAGAAUUCUGCUUAUAAAUUGCCAAUAUUCUUUUUGUAUCUUGUAAGAUGAGAAAGUGCAAACUCACAUCACAUUUUAAGAAUAUUUUUAUUGUAUCAAUGGAGAAACUGGAAGAUGCCUGAAGAUUCUACAUCAAUCUGGAGAUUUUUUUUUUUUUUUGUUUAUAAGGUCUAAUUUCUUUCACUGUCUUUGAGGUGAAUACAAAAAAGGUAACUUUCACAGGGUAUUCAUAUUUUCUUGGUCAGGUUAUGACUACAAAAGCUGCCUUCUCCCGUGAGGUAGAUGUUCUCAUUUGGUCUUGUAAGCAGAAUUUAUAUUCUUUCAUCAGGAUCAUGCUUGACUGGUUGCUUAACGACACUUGCUUUUGUUCGAAAUGUUGCUAAAGUCGCAGUGAAUCCUGCUGCUGCUUUCCCUAUCAACUGGGCUGUUUCUUCCAAAUAUUUGUUUUACACUUAGCAAGAAACAGAAGCUUAGUUGAUGGAGAACCUUUGUUUUAAUCUGCCUGUGCUUAUUACUGUGCAUUACCACCUUUCUCCCUAGACAUUUUCAAGUAAAAGGGAGAAAUGUGAUGAAUUUAAUGAUCAAACACUUGGUGCUACAAGAAAAUAGGACUGUCUGCCUUUUGCUCUUAAGUCCUUAUUUGUUUUUGUGGGGCUUUUUUUUUGUUGUUGUUGUUUGAUUGUUUUUCUGAUGGGAUCUACUGAAGAAUCUGAGCACAAUCCUGCUAUUUCUGUUGCUAACUAUGGGAAACGUAUGAUUUCAUCGGUUUUCUUUAGGUACAGUUCAUAUAGUUCGUAUCGCCUAUUUGGAGAAGUGUCAUUGCAAGGAUUCAUGCAGCCUUCGUACGAAGGCAUAUUGAAGUUUUGUUUUAUUUUGUUUUGUUUUGUUUUUUAAUGCUGAACUUUUUUUUAGGAAAGAAACAAACUCUUCCCCAUAGGAAUAGUAGGAAUCAGUCUCAAGUGUGAUGGACAGCUUCUUUGAGCUGCCUGGUCCAGUGCUUUACUACCCUCUGAGUAAAGAUUUUCCUCUUAACGUCUAAUCUAUAUUUUCCCUCUUUUAGUCUAAAACCAUUCCUCCUUGCCCUGCCCAUGUAAAAAGUUGAUCUAUCUCCUGGCUAUAAGUUCCUUUUUAAGUACUGGAAGCUCCUUUUGAGUACUGUAAGUUCUGGAGACUUUCCAGAACGAGGUGAAAUUUAGGUUAGAUGCUAGGAGGAAAUUCUUUACUCAGAGGGCAGUGAGGCACUGGCACAGGCUGCCCAGAGAAGCUGUGGUGCCCCAUCUCUAGAGAAGCUCAAGGCUGGGUUGGAUGGGCGUUGGGCAGCCUGAGCUGGUGGAUGCAGCCCUGCCCAUGGCAAACAGUUGGAACUGGGUAGUUUUUAAGCUCCCUUCUAACCCAAGCCAUUCUGUGAUACUGUGAACUUGAGGCAGCAUGAGACAAAACUAUUGUGAACUUUUGGUCACUCAGGUUGUGUUAGCUUGUUUAUUUGGAUAUGAUAGCCUGUGCUGAUGAGAGGAGCUGAUGUUUAGUUGGUUUACUUAGUAAAGUCUCAAGUGACAGAUGACUUCUAAUUUCCUUGAUGGGUAGCAAGCAGAGAUUGAAGUCAGACAGAGUCAUCAGACUGUGAUGUUAUGGUGACCAGAAGUUCAAUCAGGUGUUCUCUACUACUAUUUUCUUAAUUCUUCAAUGCUGUUUUGCAGGUGGAAAAUAACAGCACAUACUUUUAGGAAAAUGAAGUGUAUUGUCCUUAACCAGUGCCCAUACCGCUGCUAGCUCUUUUUAGUUCUGUCUGCUUUGAAAAGACUUUCUUUGAAAAGAAAGCUGAAGAACUGAAAAGAUUCUUGAGGCAAUAGCAAAUGACUGUUAGGUGAGCGAGCACUCAUAGGUGAUGGAUCUGGGGAAGGUCUGCACGAUGUAAAAGAUUUACAAUGAAUUCUCUGCUGUGAGGGGGAAAAAAGUAAGCUUUUACACUUAAAAGUGACCUUAUACGCAUUAUAGGAACACAGUUUGGGAGUGCCAGCUUGGGCUCUGGCUGCUGAGCUGGCUUGCAUCCCAUAGAGGCAGGAAUAUGAACGGCAUCACUCAUCUUUGUCAUCCCCUCUUCUGAACAGAAUUGCAAAAUGAAGAGUUCUGCCUCUACUAGCAGUAGAUAUAUUCUUCUUUAUUACUGAUUAGCAGAAAUAAGUUUUGAAUGGUAUUAGGUGUAAUUAGAUUGACGUAAGAAAAUCAGCAGCUAUACUCAGUACAUCAAAUCUCCAUUGCCUUUUUUGUCUUCAGCAGUUGUUCUGUGCAGGAUAUUAUCAGUGUGUUCAUUAGAUGGCACUAAAUUGCAUUUUAAUGAGCACAUUAAACGUGUUCAUUGAAGAACCACUACAAGUUGGCAUAUAUGUCCCUAUAUUUAACUACACAAUGAUAGCUGGAGACCUGUAUGAUUUUGGUUUGUUUGGUUGUUUUUUUUUUUUUUUUUUUUUUUUUUUUUUUUUUUUUUUUUUUUUUUUUUUUUUUUUGUUGUUGUUUUUUUUUUUUUGAAGCUUUGGUGCUGUUUCAGGUUGUGAGAAAAUGAGCUGGAAAUAAGUUAUCAGCUUUUUUAAACCCGUGAGAACUGCUUAGGUAACCAUCUGGUAACUGCAGUGAAUGUAUAUAUGUGGCUUAUAAGCUGCGUUGCUGUAGAAUGGAUUCAUUGAGGUAAAAUGCAGGCCAUUUGAUUUAUGACCAAAAUACUUUCAGGCUGAUUCAAAAUUUUGUCUUGGAUUUUUACAUUAAUAACUACCAAGGACUUCUAAUACAAACUCUUCUUAUGUACAGCAGGUGAUGGAAUUACGUUCCUUUUAAAACUGUCAAACCUGAGAAGGUGGGUAAGACUUCUGGGCUGUGGCCAUAGCCCUGUGGUGCUAAUAUUUAGGUAACAAACUACGAAAUCAUAUAAUGAUGCUCAGUACUUGUACUUUUCCAAGGCUUCUCUUUCCCUGCUCUUCAUUGCCCUAAAGCUACUAAACCCUUUCACUUAAAGGUGUUCUUGCACUCUAAAACACAAGUUCAAUGCCUCUUGAGAUCAGUGUGCUGUGCAAUCUUUUCUGUCUCCCUACAAUGGCAGCUCUUUUUGUGUGGUAAAUAUAACUGGGAAUAUAGACUGGAUACUUUUCAUAAACCUCCAUCUCAGAGGUACGUGGGAGAACAAACACCUGUAAGACAGGUGUAUAAUCUGUGUGAGGGAGCUAGAUAUGCAUUGCAUGGCCUGACUAUGUGAAGAUCCUGUAUAUCAACGGUUAGUGCUUUUGCUUUUACAGACUCAUCUGGAAAGUUAUCAUGGAUAUUUUUUCUUGAAUGGACUUUCAUGUUUUCUGUUGUAAUCUUGUGAAUAUUUUAAUACACUUAUUUCCCCACCCA